AUCGGUAAAGCCGAGUACUUUUCACACUUGACUUUUGAAAUUAUUAAAAGCACUCGAGCGUUUUAAAUUUUAAUCUAUAUUUAGAAAAUAUUAACUUCCUUACAUGGCGAACUAUCAAAUGUUUACAUUGUGAAACGAGGAAUUUAUUAUUUCAAAGGAUUCAAGGACUUCUACAUGUGAUGCUUCAUACUACAAACAUAUUUUGUACUUUUAUCCUGAUACUGUGCAUUGCCACUUUUGGUGGUGUAUCAACAGAUACCCAAGGAACAGGAAUAUUGUACACAGAGAAUAAACGUUUAUGUCGGAAUAUAACAUGGAAACUGGAGAGUCAUGCUGUAUUUGUAAACCUGACAACAGUCCUGAAAAAAGGAGACGGUCAGGAGAGAAAGGUGGAAACUGAAGUGCUUAAGUCUGGAUUAGUUAAUAUAACUACAGCGAGGGAAAUUUGUUGUCCAGGCUUCUUUAAAAACAACAGAGGGAGAUGUAAAAAAUGCCCUAAAGGUACAUAUGGUCUAGAUUGUCUAAAUUUAUGUGAUUGCACGGGCUUCAAAAAGUGUGACCGGAGAACUGGAGAAUGUAAGAAAUGCAUAGAAAGGACAUGUGAAGAUGAUGACGGAGGAGAUGAUGAUGAUGAUAACUCCACGGUUUCAACCAAAGACAAUAGUACAACACCAAGACCACAGUCAACAGAAAAUAGUUCUGCACCUUCAACAGCUAUAAGUGCGACUGAAGCUGACCAUGGAAUUGAAUAUAAUAUAACUACAGUUCAUCCUUGUGAAAUAUGUAAACAGUAUGGUAACUGUUCUAAUUUACCCGACUGUGCAGUAUCAGCAGGACGUGGCAGUAAUAUUAAAAAAGGCUUAGGAAAGGGUCAUACAAUAUUGAUAGCCGUUGUUCUGUCUUUAGCCAUACUCACAAUUUUAUUAAUUACAUGUAUUGUCUUAAGAGAAAGAAAUCACAGAAAGCAGAAACAGAAAAUAAAAGAAUCAGUACUAAUAAAAUUUUCCAGCUCAGAUGAAACUACAGAGUAUGUCGAUCCAGAACCUGUAUAUUCUGAAAUAAAGGAAGAAGAAAUAGGUGUACGAAAUGGGAACUGUUAUAAACCAAACCUUCCAGACAGACCUGUCAAUAAUGAAUACUAUAAACUGCCAGAAGCACCAGAAGCACCAGAGGUAGAUGAAAACAUUGAGACAGAUGAGUGUGGGUAUCUCAAUCCUUACACUGCAUUACGAUUCGCACGAAGUGAAAGUAAUCUGUUCAGGGACAGGGACUUGCGGGUUAAAGGAACUUACGAUAUGACAUAUUCUCUAGCAAAAGCGAUACAAAGGGACGAUAACUCAAGUCCCCAGGAUCAUGGAGAUUUAGAUAAACUCAUAAAUGAUUCUAGUGCGAAAGAUGAACGGUCUAGUGAUGUGCCGGUGUAUUUUGUGCUGGAAAAAAAUGCUAAUCAGACUGAAUCUCAUUAUAACCCUGAACGAGAAAAACUUUUAAAACGGGAGUCAAAAUUAAGGUCGAGCAUUUAAUGUAGAGAACACAUGAUUAUGUGCAAUAUUUAUUGUAGAAAUUGUUUUAUGUCAUUAUGUCGUUGCUUUGAAUUCUAAGCUGCCAAAGGUCAGUCUUUAUAGUAAUGCAUCAUUGUUUGAUCUGUAAUAAUUAAGUGUCCUUUAUACUGCAUGGUACUUACUUUUUUAAUUGAUUAAUUGAAUAUUCGAUUGGUAUUUCUAACGUUUUAGCUUUAGGAUAAUGCUUUGGACUAAAGCUUGAAUUGCAAUUUUCUAGAAAAAGUUUGUUUGAACUUUUUUAGAUGCUCUGUUCAGGUUAAUUCAGCUAUUUGUGUCUCAAUCAUUUUGUGUAUUUUGUCUCAAACGUUUUGUGUAUAUGUGCAAAAAAUAUUUUAAACUCUGCUUGUGUAAGCCGUGAUCAUAGGUCAUUUGAUUUAUUUGUUGAUACAUAAUUUGCACUACAGUAGAACAUAAAUGAAAUGUGUGUACAAAAACUGUCAAUUUGACAUGAUAUAAACAGAAAUUACCGUGCUUGUAGAUAUUUUAACUGCCGACCAUGUGUCAAGCACAUGUGUAUCAUCAGUUUACAUUAUGGUGGUCUGCAGUAGUUCUUUAAAUUUGGGUAUGUAGCUAAUUGGAAUGGUUCAUCAACUAUAAAUGUAUAGGUUACAUAACCUCAUAUCAUGAUAAAUUAAGGUCUGAAUAUGACUGUAUGUACUCUCACUAACAAAACAUAUUUUGUAUAUUAUAUUGUGCAUUCGAAUAUGUUUUUUUU
This is a messenger RNA of Mytilus trossulus (common blue mussel), 2277 nucleotides long. RefSeq lists its product as uncharacterized. Lineage: Eukaryota; Metazoa; Mollusca; Bivalvia; Mytilida; Mytilidae. The coding region runs from base 180 to 1523 and encodes 447 amino acids. The record is from RefSeq and is a predicted model, not a curated record. The transcript is spliced from 10 exons.